Molecule: messenger RNA, 2052 nt
Organism: Periconia digitata
Lineage: Eukaryota; Fungi; Ascomycota; Dothideomycetes; Pleosporales; Periconiaceae
Source: the annotation of a GenBank genome assembly
CGCUCUGAAGCUCACCGCUCUGUUGUUGGAGUCACUGAUCUCUGGCAUAUAAUUUUUCUUUCCAUCUUCAGUUUUCCUCACUGCGACAUGAUCAUGCGAACUCUACCUCUUUCUUACCGCUUCGCUCCGCGCACUGUCCUCGCCAAUGUCGUAAAAGUAGAGAAAGCAAAAAAAAAAAUCUUUUCUUCCAUAUUGAAUAUAUUCUUACCGAACCACACGACUUCUCGCCAAACUCUUCCUAAUCCGUUACCCACGCACACGCCCUCAUAAUCCUCCGAAUUGCUGACUUGUGCUCAUCUAACCACGCCUUACCCCGUAUGAUUGGCCGCAGAAGCCAGCACCUUGCUGACGCGCAUCCUGCGAGUAUCACGACAGCAUAUACUGGCUGGAUUGAAAAUUUAUGCGAACUCUAGAAUGUGUGAUGUGUGCUUUUACGGGCUUGCUGAUAUUAUUCUCUUUUUUUACUUAGAACAUAAGGUGCAAGAAUAGUCCUUUGGAUUGUUCAGCCUUGAAGGACGUCAGGGAUUUCGAGUUGGGCUGAGACAGGCUUUUUUUUUUGGCUGCGGAGUUCGUGAUAGGGCUGGUGCGCCCGGUGAAAUGACCUGCUGCCUUUGGCUAUUCCUACGUAUUUGUGUGUGAUGUGGUGGUAAAGGCGGUGGUGCAGGGGGGUGCGAAGCUGAGAUUGAUAGGUGAGGCUGAGACUGAGGUGUCUGUUGUGUUGGACACGCUGUAUAUAGAGGGGUGUAUGGACAGCGUUUGUCAUGGACCCACUCGUGUAGUCAUCCGUUGACUUGAGCACUUCUUGAUAUUACUUUGGUUGUUGAGUUUAGUUUUGUGGGACACUUAGACAGGAGAGGACUAUCCUUGUCUUGCUAUCCUGCACCGUGUGGGGAGAUACCCUUGGUUGCCUCACACAAGGCUUUGCGUGUCUCGAGACGAACCUCUGACUCUAUUCUCUAAAUUUGCAAGUAUCGGAAUAGCGAGAGAACCCAAAAAAUAAUGGUGUAUUCAGAUAUUCAUCUUCCACUUCGUCAGUGCCCCACUCUCCUUCUCGCGCAAGUCCAACUCAUACCCUUAUCACUAACACACUUAACAGCCGGCUUCAUAGCCCUAGACUGGACCCUCAUGACCAUCGCUCUUAUUCCAAUCCUCAUCCGCAUAUCCCUUCGAACAAGAAACCUCAGCAAAUACACCACUUCCACGAACAUAGCCGACUUCUUCGUCAUUCUCGCCUGGCUCUCAGGUAUCGUCCUGAUCAGUAUAAACACAUGGAAGAACAACCUCCGCAUGUCAUAUUUGUCAACUCCACCCUCAGACCUCUACUACGGCGUUCCUAAGCCACUUUCUGGCCACCUACUCUACGUAUCCUGGAUCAGCCUGUUCUUCAUAUACAUUAGCCUAUGGAGUGCAAAGGCCGCUUUCCUCGCCUUCUACUACUCCUUCUCGUCACUUCGCGGUCGCGCAGCGCAGUACGCUCUCGCAGCAGCUUGCAUAUUCACAUUCUUAACCUUUUUGCUGCACAUGUUUCUGAUAGCAUUCUGGUGCACGCCCGUGUCGUCCAACUGGUCGCCACCGCCUGGUGAACAUCUCUGUUCGGCCGUGCACUCGAUUUCUUCAGUUACCAUUUCCACUUUCGCAAACGUAGCAACAGAUCUGGUGAUCCUGAGUAUACCCAUCUCAACGCUGUUGGCGACGCGCCUGGGCCGAACGGAGUGCGCCGGUCUCGCUUUCGUGUUUUUGAUGGGUGGUGUUUCGGUCAUUGCAGCGCUGGUUCGCUUUAUUUGCUUGAAACUUAUACAAUCUUCGCCGAAAGCGAGUAUCACGCAUACGAUUGAUGUAUGGGCAUUGGUGGAGAUCGUGUCCUCGAUUUUGGCGGUGUGUUUACCCUCAUUGAGGAUGUUUGCCAGACGUCACGGCUUAGGGGUGGAGAGUGGUGUGGCGAAGCUAGUGAGUGAUGUGAGUGAGAAUUCGAGAUCGCGGAGGAGUGGUGCACUGGCGAGAGUGGAGACUGAGAAGUCUGUGGAGGUGGAGUGUUAUGCACAUAAUCAAUGA